UUUUUUAAACUAUAUUACUAUAUUACACCUUUAUUUCGUCUUGAUUACUGCCUGUCAGAGUUAACUACUCACUUUUCGCAUCCAUUUCCCCUUUGUUUACUAAUUUGAUACAGGUUAAGAGUUUUCUUGAUCGGGUGCCGUCCACAAACUAUAGCCAAGCCUCCUCCCCCUCCUCCUCCUGCCCCAAAUGUCAAAAUAUACUAGAGUCUACAACAAAAGGAUUAAAAACAUACUCCCAUUGCUAGUUAUUCUAGUCUUGAUUGUAUGGACAGGUAGGCAGUACCUAACAGAAGCUGUUGUUCAAAUGAAACUAGAAAAUGCUGCCCUUUUACACCACAAAUAUAGCAACUUCAAUCCCAAAUCCAUAGCAAUAAAUCUAUUGCAACAUAUAAACCAACAAACUAGCAGCAAUACUACUGGGAUAUACUUUCAUUGGGAUG
This is a messenger RNA of Spathaspora passalidarum NRRL Y-27907, 440 nucleotides long. RefSeq lists its product as uncharacterized. NCBI's taxonomy places the organism in Eukaryota, Fungi, Ascomycota, Pichiomycetes, Serinales, Debaryomycetaceae. The annotation marks the transcript as partial. The transcript has a single exon. The record is from RefSeq and is a predicted model, not a curated record.